Sodiomyces alkalinus F11 is the source of this 534-nucleotide messenger RNA. RefSeq lists its product as hypothetical. Lineage: Eukaryota; Fungi; Ascomycota; Sordariomycetes; Glomerellales; Plectosphaerellaceae. The record is from RefSeq and is a predicted model, not a curated record. Bases 1 to 534 code for a protein of 177 amino acids. The transcript has 8 exons.
AUGUCUAUGGCUCUUGCCAUAUGGCCCGUAUCACUGCACUUAGACAUCUUGGCCAAUUCCCAAACGGUGUAUCUGGACAGAGAGAACGGACAUAUCCGUUUUACAUAUGUAACGGCAAUCCCCGGACCAAAAGAAGAUCUCCGGACCAAUGAGCUGUGUAGGUCUUUGCGGAGCCAGUUCCGUUUGGCAGGGAUCGUCUCUUCUAAGUACGGGUACAAAUUCACGGAGGUCCGUAUCAACAUGAACACAACUUGCCCAUUUUCUACCUACCUGCGAUCUGCGGUAUGGCUACUUUGUCGCUCAACUACCUAUGUCAUUGUCAACUUGAUGGUCGUCCUACGGGUCAACCAUGUCUCAGAAUACGGCUUUGGGAGCAAGGAGCACAUGCCUCCGAGCCUCCCAAGCUUCACCUUCACUAUCAUGUCGGUACCGGGGUGUCAAUCGGACCGUUCGGAUCUGCGUCUGGUUCCGGACGACGCUCCCAUGACUAGAUACGGAUAUGUCGGGAGGCUGAAUCCUUCGGGCAUCGCCUGA